Molecule: messenger RNA, 346 nt
Organism: Phalaenopsis equestris
Lineage: Eukaryota; Viridiplantae; Streptophyta; Magnoliopsida; Asparagales; Orchidaceae
Product: respiratory burst oxidase homolog protein F-like
Exons: 2
Cellular component (GO): plasma membrane
Molecular function (GO): NAD(P)H oxidase H2O2-forming activity
Source: RefSeq, a predicted model, not a curated record
UUUGGCGUGCAGAAUGCGAUCACAGACUAUGUACCACCACCAGACGGGCACAUCGACUUGGCGACAAUACUGAAAGCCACUCAAAGACCCAAAUGGACGCUCAAGACAACGAAUGCCUAUUUUUAUUGGGUUACCCGCGAACAGGGAUCCUUCGAUUGGUUCAAAGGCGUCAUGAACGAGGUCGCAGAGCUCGAUCAAAGGGGUGUUAUUGAGAUGCACAAUUAUCUCACUAGCGUUUACGAGGAUGGGGAUGCGCGGUCAGCACUUAUUGCCAUGGUGCAGGCUCUAAACCACGCUAAAAAUGGCGUAGACGUCGUCUCCGGAACCAGAGUAAAUUAUUUGUUCU